Tilletiopsis washingtonensis is the source of this 2146-nucleotide messenger RNA. RefSeq lists its product as hypothetical. NCBI's taxonomy places the organism in Eukaryota, Fungi, Basidiomycota, Exobasidiomycetes, Entylomatales. Bases 269 to 2146 code for a protein of 625 amino acids. The record is from RefSeq and is a predicted model, not a curated record. The transcript has 2 exons. Gene Ontology annotation, cellular component: cytoplasm; nucleus. Gene Ontology annotation, biological process: negative regulation of mitotic cell cycle; negative regulation of cell population proliferation.
GCCCCCCCUCCGAGCGUGGCCCCCUUGGUGGGCUGCGUAUAAGGCAGCCCUGGCCGCCGGCUCCUCCGUCUGCACCUCCAUCCUCAUCUCCUGCUCCCGGCCUCUGCCUCUGCCUCUCUCUCUGCUCGCUCCAUCACCAUCCCCCACUGCUCCGUCUGCUCCAGCAUCCCACCGCACGUCUGCUCUGCCCAUCUGCUCUACUUCCAGCCCACGCCUCCGCCGGCCCUUCCGCUCUCUAUCCCCAGCCUGCCCCUCUUCUCUGCGCACCAUGCAGCCCGAGCUCGACGCGGCUGUGGCGCAGCUGUGCAGCCUGCUGCCCGCCAGCACGUCGGCGUCGGCGCGCACGCGCUUCGGCGCCAGCCUGCUCGCCUCGCUGCGCCCGCGCCUCGCCGCCUCCUCCUGGCUCGCCGCCGAGCCGGAGCGCGGCAGUGCGGCGCGCGCCCUGCUCUGGCACGAGCAUGCCGGCGGCGAGGGCGGCGAUGCGGCGCUGCGCCAGGCGUGCGCCGCCGCGGCCCUCGCGCCGCGCGACGCCCUGCCCGCCCUCACCCUCUGGAUCGACCCCGGCUGCGUCUCGAUGCGUCUCGGGCCCGGCCCCGGCGCCGCCGACAGCGAGCGCAGCGCCGCCGGCGCGCCCGUGACGCUCGUCUGGGGCGCGCUGCCCGCCGCCCUGGCGCCCAGUCCACGCUCCACGCACGCCCCGCUGCAGCGCUCCGGCGAGCACGCCUACCGCACACACACGCCGACGCCGCUGGGCAGCAGCAGUAGCAGCAGCAGCAGCUGGAGCGCCAGCGCGCCGCGUCCCGUGCGCAUCGUCGACCCCUCGACGCUCUCUCGUCGUUCGCCGCCUCCGCCGCCGCCGCACAUUCGUUCGCCGAGCGCCUGCAGCGUCGCCACAUCGUGCGCCAGCUCGGCCUUCGGCAGCAGUGCUCUGACGCGCAGCGUCUCGAGCAGCUCCUCGGCGUACGGCACGAGUGUCUCGUCGGCCUCUUGCCCCAGCCUCCUGGCGCCCGGCGACGACGGCAGCGACAGCGAGCUCUCCGUCGACGACCUCGAUGCCGGCAGCUGCUACGGCAUCAUCGAUCUCAUCGACGACGAGAGCGACGUGUGCGACGAGAGCGACGUCGGCGACGCCACGCUCAUGUGCAGCACCACCAACGACAACGACGGCGACACGACCGUCGGCGCCAGUCCGAGCAAGGCGUCGGCCGUCUCGGGCGCCCAUGCGUGGGCAGCGACGCAGCAGCAGCAGCACAAGCGGCAGUCGCCCAGCGGCGCCGCGCUCAACUACACCGUGCACGACAACGGCAACGUCGGCGUGCUCGGCGGCGGCGUGCGUCUCGGAGGCGCGCCCGCCAAGAGUGUCUCGUCGGCGGCGGCCGCCGCAGCACCGGCGCAUAGCAGUCUGCUGCGCCACACGUUCAACGCCGCCGCUCGCGGCUUCCAGCCACAGCACCAGGCCGUCGAGUGGACGGUGCCGCCGCCGGCGUCGUCGCUGUGCAUGCUCCCGCCGCCGCAGCACAUGGCCCUCUCGCCGGCGACGUUUGGCAACAGUGCCUAUCCUCAGCUGCCCAUGCCUCCGUCCUUCUACGCGGUGCCGCCGCCGCCGCAGCUGCUUUUCAGCAACCACGCCGCCGCCGCCUUUCAGCGUGCGCCGCCGCAGCCCAUGCUGCCCGCCAUGCAGCAGCAGCAGCAGCAGCAGCAGCAGCAAUAUCCGGGCGUCGAGGGCCACCAGGCACCUCCGCCCUUCGCUGCCGCAUACCACGGCCUGCCGCACGCCGGCGCCUUCCUCGGCCUCGACCCCUGCGCGCUCGGCGGCGCCGCGCCCAUGAAGCGCGUGCGCUCGCGCGGCCGGCGUUCGCGCGGCCGUGGCGCCGGCCGCGCGGCGCGGCGCCAGGCGGCGGCGCUCAAGGCGCUCGCGGAGCGCGACGGCCUCGCGCCGCCCUCUGGCUCGGAGCUCGGCGACGAGUACGACGACGACGAGGGCGACGACGACGAGUCGGACGGCGACGACCGCGACAUCGAGCGCCGCUGCGAGGCCGCCGCCGCCGCUGCUGCCAACGCCAACAACGCCAACGCCUCGUCGUGGGCGCCGCACGCUCGCGGUCUUUCGGCCACGCCGCGUGCGGCCGCCAUUGGCACCUUCUGA